CAUUUUUGGGUGGAUGACGGACGCGCUGGAUUUUCCGCCAUUUUGUUCCCGUUUGAACUUUUUUGAAAGAAGGCUGAUAUAAAUACAUGCAUUCAUAUUUUUGUUUUAUAAGUGUAAGAAAGGUUUUUAGUUACCGGUAAUGGCUGCACAGAAAUAAGAUCAACAGGUCAACAUGCCUAUUACACCCAGAAGAGCUGCAGCAGUUAGCAAAAAAGUAGAAGAAUCGGAUGGAGAUUCAAAGGACGAACAGAGAAAAGAAACACCAACUCAUAAAAAGGACACAACAGUUGAAGAAGUGUCUGAUGGAAAUUCGAGAGGGCGCGGACGACCAAAGAAAGACCCAUCAACUCCUAAAAGGGAUGCAAUAGUAGAGGAAGAAGAAACCAGUAUGGAUUCUACAAGGAAGAGCCAUGGGAGGACAAGAAAAGACACACCAAUACCAGAGACAACAGAAACACCUGAAAGGAGAGGUCGAGGGCGAUCGAGAAAAGAUACACCUGGGACACCUACUGUAAAAGAUAGUGAAGAGUCAAAAAAAGGAGGAAGAGGUAGUAGACCAAAGAAAAAUGAGGAUGAAAUCAGUUCUCCUGGUGAUGAAAAAAGAGGCCGUGGUCGACCUAAAAAAGAUUCAAAUGAUGCAGAUACAACAGAGUCUGAAAAAAACAGUGGAAUAGACAAAGAGAGAAUUGAGGUCACUUUACCAGGGCGAGGGACAGUGGUAAUCAAGUCCGAGCCAGACGAUACCUUUCACAUGUCAACUCGAAGAAAGACCGGUUUUAGUUGUGAAUGUGGGCAAUCUUUCUCUGUAGAAUAUCUUCUAGAGGACCAUCAGCGCAGAUGUAAGAAGGCAGACACAGGUACUCCAAAACUAGAUAAAGGUAUAGUAAAAACUAUUAAGAAAGAGCCAGGAUCAGCAGCUUCUACACCUAAGGGCAGAAUGAACAGAGAUAAAGAAAAAGCUAAAGAGACUCCCAAGGAAAAGGUUAAGGACACUCCAAAAGAAAAGCCUAAAGUGACACCAAAAGAGAAGACUAGAGAGACACCAAAAGAAAAGUCUAGAGAGACACCAAGAAGAAAACCAGAGUUAAAAGCAAAUUUGAAUCCAAAAAGUGGAAAUGACAAAGCAGAAACAGAAUCUAGCAAUGAUCAUAAAAAAUCUGAGAUUAUUGAAUCAGUAAAAGAUUUGGCUGAAACAGUUGAAAGCUCUGUAAAGGAAAUAAAUGAUAAUGACAAUCAAAAUAAAGCUGAGGAAAAUAACAUAGCUACUCCAAUGGAAACCAUAUUAGUCAGACCUCCUGGUGUUUCCAAGGAAAUAUCUACUCCAGUUUCUCGUAGUAAGGCAACUGAGGUUAAGAAGAUUCUUGUUGUUACACCAGAAGGACUGAAAAGACAAAGUGUUCCCCAACCUGCAGUUUUAAAAGUAGAAAAGAAGCCUGUAACACCAUCAACUAGAGUCAUGGUAAUGCCGAAGCCAAAAUCUGCAGAAAAGAAAGUUGUAGUUCUCAUGGGAACGAAAGAAACAGAAGUGAGCAUUGAUGCAGCUAAUGAUGAUAGAGAGGAAGAAGAAUUAGAAACAGUAACGUAUCAAGCAGUGGCAAUAGAAGAGAGUCAACAAGAACACGUCAAAGAAACAGAAGAACAAUCUUCCAAUGUUGAGACGACUGGAGAAGAGACGGAAGAAAUAAAAGUGGGAGAAACAGAUGUUGAAAAUGAUGGAGAUGCACAGCCUGUGCAACAAGGAGCACAAAUAGUGGAGGUAGAUGCUGUAACUGGACAGGUAAUAGUGGUACAGGAGAGUCUGCAAAAAGUGGAGAAUAGUGAAAAUGCUGAACAGGUAGUAGAAUUAGAGGCAAGUGCAGAGAAGAUAGCAGUGUUACAGGAGAGCUUAGGGAUAAUGGACUUGCCACAAGAGCAAGUGGAGGAUACUGCUGAGCGAAGUAGCUCUGUAGUAAAUGCAACUGAAGAAAAAAUGGAUGUUGAUCAGAGUGAUGAAGGGGCGGAGACUGAAGAACAUAAGAAUCAGGAGGAGAAAGAGGAAGGCGAGGUGAAAGAAGCAGAUGAUGAUGAGGAACAUGAGGAAGAUGAGGAGAUUUUAGAUGACGGAGCUUUGGAUGGUAAACGUAAGAUUUCUGAUGAUGAAACAUGGACUCCUCUGGCAAAGAGGAUCAGAAGAUCAAUAGGUACACCAGCUGCAUCUGGUACAAAGUCCAAGAGUUCGUACAGACCGAAAAAGCCGCCAAAGAAUGCUUUAUCCCUGUUAUCUGAAGCUGCUAAGAAAACAAUGGAGAAAGCAAAAGAGGAGAACGUUGAAUUGGAUCCAGUUCAGCUGAAGAUAUUUGAAAGUCUAGUUUCCGUCGCCGUGAAAGAUGAGGAAAUUGAUGAGGAGGAGGACGAGAUGAUGGAGGUAAGAGUGAUUAAACAAGAAGAAUCGGCUGAAGGUAUUGACCUAGAUGAAGAUGGUGAAGUGGCAGCUGUUAUUUACAACGAUGAUGAAGAAGCACUGGUAGAUAUUUCAGUUAUUGAGUCCAUGGUCGAUUUAGAAUCAGCUGAAUGUGGCAUUUGCUUCAUGAAAUUCAAAAAUUCUAAAUACAUGAGAAACCACCUUGUCACCCAUACAGGAAAUAAAAAAUUCACUUGUGAGGUCUGCUCUAAAAGAUUCAUGAGAAAAUAUGACCUCCAACAGCACAUGAUGAGAGUCCAUUCUUUCAUCAAGGCUGCUCGUGGGAAAAUUAUUUCUUCGGAAGAAGAACUUCUAGCCAGUAACAAUGAAGCAGACUUGAAGACGUGUAAGUUUUGUCAAACUCAUUUCACUACUCAGUUCAUGCUGGAUGCUCAUUUGGAAGAGAAACAUUCGGAAGAGCGUCCAUUCGAAUGCCCUACUUGCCAGUCAAAGUUUCCAACACAGAAGAAGCUUGUCCGUCACAAGGACUCGGUCCACUCUGAACGACAACACCAGUGUGAGCAUUGCGAGAAAUCGUUCAGGUUUCUAUAUGCCUUGAAAGAACAUGAAAAGACCCACAACGAGGCCAAGCCAUUUUUGUGCGACGACUGUGGAAAAGGUUUUGCCUUAGCUAAAUACCUGCAGAAGCAUAAACAGCGCCACACUGCUCCAGAAGUCAUGGACAAGGUUUAUAAUUGUAGAUAUUGCGAUAAAACAUUUGACAAUCUGCAUGAAUACCAACAGCAUAUAAGGACCCAUACAGAUGCUGAGGAUAGAAUAUUCCAAUGUGACCAGUGUCCAAAACGAUUCUUCAAACAGGCUCAUUUGAAAAGACACAUCAUGACUCAUUCGACUGUUAGAUGUUAUCAGUGCUCGUAUUGUGCCAAGGCCUACAAGGAUCCUGACACACUACGGAAACACAUCAGGUUUAUCCACAAGACAGCCGAGGAGGACGGCAACAGGAAGGAGUACCCAUGUCCAUUCUGUGACAAGGUGUUCUAUAGUAAUGGUCAUCGUAAGAGACAUUUGAUCAAGCACACAGGUGAAAGACCAUUUAAGUGUGAGGAAUGUGGGAAAGGGUUUACAGAGAAAAGAAGUCUUCAGAAUCAUCAGAGAAUACAUAGUGGUGAAAGACCUUACUCUUGCAAGAUAUGUGGGAAGGCCUUUAUCCAGCUGUCACAUCUAAAUCGUCACACGUUCCUCCAUACUCAGAUACGUAACUUUGAGUGUGAUGAAUGUGGUAAAAAAUUCUUUGAGAAUGCUGACCUGCAGAAACAUCAGAGAAUCCACUCAAAGGACAAACCAUACAAGUGUGAAUUCUGUGGCAUCGGAUUCUCACAGCCAAACAUAUUGAAAUGCCACAGGAGGAGACACACGGGUGAGAAACCGUACGUCUGUGACAUUUGUAAUCGAGCAUUUAUUCAGAUGGGGGCGCUGCAGACACAUCGGAGGUUACAUACUGGAGAACGGCCAUUUAAGUGCAGUUAUUGCGGACAGGGAUUUGUGUCGAAGGAGAGGAUGAAAUUUCACACCUAUAUUCAUACAGGUAUCACGCCCCAUAUCUGUCACAUUUGUGGUAAAGGUUUCAGGUUAAAGUUCAAACUUCAAAGUCAUCUUGAUUCUCAUGAGGGCGUGUAUAGAUACCAGUGUAAAAUCUGCAAUAAAGGGUUCUUAGAGAAGACAAAACUCAAUCGUCACAUUAAACAAAUUCAUGACGACCCGUCAAAUCCAGAUACAGAUAGUUAUAUUGAGAAUAACAUCCGAAUUAUACAACGGCCAGAGCCUCAAACUCCAAAGUUUCAGAUCGUUGAGUUGCAUCCAGAUGAUGAAGCUACUACAACUCAUGUCAUUGUUGAAGAUGAUACGCUUCGUAACUUCAGUGAAAUCGCAGUUAACAGCAUGUCCCAGCCAGCAGCUAACGAGGAAGUCAUAGAAACAACACAGAAUGUCCCAGGGUCAUACGAGAUACAGACAUCAGAAGGAGACUCUUCUAAUGCUGUUCAGCAUAUUCAGUUUGAUUCAGAGUCGGGAGAAAUCACUGCCUCAGGGGGAACAACUCUGUUUGAUGGAACUACUACUAUUAACUUGCCAGAAGGGAUCAUUUAUGAAGGAAUGGAGAAUGGUGAGGAAGUGGUGUAUGUGGUGAUACCAGAAGAUAAUCAGACUGUUAUCCUUUCAUAAAACUGAUAUGAAGGAAGUAGUGUAUGUGGUGAUACCAGAAGAUAAUUAGACUGUUUACUUGCCAUAAAACUGAUAUGAAGUUUUUACAGCAUUUAUUAGGGAUACUUGAAAGAAUUAGACUUUAUAGACAUUUUGUUUUAAACUGAAAUAAAGCUUUGUGUAAGGCCAAAAACAAAACUACUAGUGUUUAGGGUUGCCAAUACAACCCUAUUUUCAAUGCCUCAAAAUGUCUACCUUAAUUUUUUUAUUGGUAUAUAUAGUAGUGCAUUGAAUAAUUCCGGUUAGUUGAUAUGUAAUAAUGGGAGCUACCAUUUGAUAUUUAUGGGGGGGCUAGGAUGAAAAAUUUUUGUCCUGCAUUUUUUUUAAUUUUUAGUCUCUGUCCUGCGUUUUUAUUUUUCACUCUAUUCGGUCCUGCCUUUUUUUUUUUUUACAUUAAUUGUCAAAACUCCUGUCCUGCCUAUUUUUUUCAAAUUUCAUCCUUGCCCCCCGCCCAUAAAAAUCAAAUGGUAGCUCCCUUACUAUAAGAUGUUAAAUUAGAGUGUUGUCGCAGUAUGUCAGGAGUGACCACUUUUUAAAGAAUAGUUCAUUGAACACUAGCAGGAGAUAAAUCACCUGGUUUGUAUUGUACAAAGAUAACAUUGUAUAUUUAUAAAUAGCAAUACUGAAAUGGGAUUGUUAUAUAAAUUUUUACGAAAAUAGUAUCGUGCUCAUUUUAGCAUUUAAAGUAAUUUUGAAAAAGAGCAACUUUAAUGACAUAAAUAAAUAUUUUUACAUGUAUUUACAAAACACAAGUUCUUCAAUUUUGAUGUGAAAUUUAAUGAAUUCCUUAUUUAGGAAACGACUGAUAUAACGAUCUAUUUUUAGUAUUUAGGAUACACUCAAAUAUGUUUUCAUGUUUUAAAAAUUUUUUAUUAUCCACAAGAAAUUCUCCCAACUCCCCCUUGAACUUUUAAACGUAAAUAAUGAAAAUCAUGUUUCCUCAGCAUAUUUUUGGCUUCUAGUCAAUACAUAAUCAGAAAUCAUGUAAUCACAGAUAAAUUUAAUCGCAAAGUAAUUUUUUAUGAGAAUUUUACAUAAUAAGCGUUUUUGUUGGUCAUGUUGGUAGUUGUAUCAAGUUUUAUUGUGAUUAUACAUAUGACUUACGUUUUAUGUGAGUGACUUCUACAAAUGACCUUGACUACCCACGUGAGUCUCCCACGGUCGGUUAUGUAAGUUAUACAGUGAAAGCUGUUUUUCUUUGUUGAGUUAACGGUUUGCAUUUUAAAAUUUUGUAUAUAUUAUGCGUAUGUACUGUACAUGUUGAAAUAUUUAUGUAUGUAAUAUGCAUAAUUAUUUUUAUGAAGAAAAGUUAUUAUAAAAUCAAUUUCAUUCUUUAUAUUCUUGGAUAUUCGGGCUAUUUUUCUAACAAUGCCUUCUUUUUCUAUGAAAAGUAGAUGGUAUAUUUGUAUAUGUGAUGUUCAGUAAGCACUUGGUAGUUUUGUUUAAAGUCAGGAUGUUUUGAAUUGAAUAGAAAAAAAAACUUUAUUGGUACACCAGUCCUUUGACUUGAGUUUUGACAACUAUGACAAAUUCUUGCUUGAUAUAUUUGAACCUUUGUGUAUCGAGAGCUAAUGAAUAGCUAUAUUCUAAAAGAUUUUUGAUAUCAGUAUUUUUGAAUGAUUAUGUAGCUGUCAAUGGUGAAAGUUUCAAGUAAGGGAGAUACCAUUUGAUUUUUAUGGGGGGGGGGGGGGGGGGGGGGGAGGGCUAGGAUGAAAUUUGAAAAAAAUAGGCAGGACAGGAGUUUUGAAUAAAAAAAAAAGGCAGGAUGAGACACUUUGCAAAAAAAAAGGCAGGAUGACAAUUUAUGUAAAAAAAAAAAGUCAGGACCGAAUAGAGUGAAAAAUAAAAAGUUUUAUCUGUUUUUCCUUCAUUUUCCAAAUUAAACCAUUAUAUUAUAUUUGUUAAAUUUGAUUUUGAAACAAAUUGUAUGAUUCAGUAUUUGCAUUUUUUUUAAAUGGUGUUCAUUGCAUACUUUAUAUUUUUAAUGUAAGAAAUAAAAGGUAAUUUGUUGUUAUAAUGAAAGUUCUUAGAAAAGACGUCAAUUGUUUCAUUGUUUUAAAUACAUGAAUGGAAAAAAGACGGAAGGAUAAAUUGACUUUUGAAAUUUGUAUUCACUCAUAAUUACCUUACUAUUAGUUGAAUUUCAUUGUUAAUCCAGUUUGUGUUGCAUUGUUGAUAUAAUUACAUUAAAAUAUCAAACUUUAA
Messenger RNA from Mytilus californianus (California mussel), 6865 nucleotides. RefSeq lists its product as uncharacterized. The record is from RefSeq and is a predicted model, not a curated record. The coding region runs from base 173 to 4621 and encodes 1482 amino acids. The transcript has 6 exons. Lineage: Eukaryota; Metazoa; Mollusca; Bivalvia; Mytilida; Mytilidae. Gene Ontology annotation, molecular function: DNA binding.